Megalobrama amblycephala (Wuchang bream) is the source of this 2629-nucleotide messenger RNA. RefSeq names its product 60 kDa lysophospholipase-like. Gene Ontology annotation, biological process: amino acid metabolic process. NCBI's taxonomy places the organism in Eukaryota, Metazoa, Chordata, Actinopteri, Cypriniformes, Xenocyprididae. The transcript has 17 exons. The record is from RefSeq and is a predicted model, not a curated record. Gene Ontology annotation, molecular function: protein binding; asparaginase activity. The coding region runs from base 3 to 1901 and encodes 632 amino acids.
ACAUGACAGUUAUCCAGCGCCCUCAUUGGCUUAAACAAAGUUUCACUUCAUGUCUGCAACAAAUAAAAGAGAAAUCUGCACGAUCAUCUUUCACAUCUUUCACAGAAUUUACAUAUCCUUACGAAAAAAAAAGAGACAUGGAUUUGCAUUUUCUGUCGCAGAAGUCUCCCUGCCGAAGCGCCGUGGGAAAGGGUCGAAGGAGAGUCUGCGCCAGUUCUGACACCGAUGUCGAGACGAGGGUCCUGGUUAUAAACACUGGCGGAACCAUCGGAAUGAUCUUGCAUGACGGCGUUCUGUCUCCAGAACCAAACGCUCUUGUUAAAACUCUACGCACACUCCCCAUUCUGCAUGAUGAGAAGUACGCACAAAAGACAAAGCUGUAUGAAAGUUACAAGCCUGAGGGGAAAACACUGGUGCUGCCACGAUCCAAACUGGAUAAGAGGGUUGUGUAUACGUUUUUAGAGUACUCUCCCCUGCUUGACUCCAGCAAUAUGACUCCAAAUGACUGGAUCACUAUUGCAAAAGACAUCGAGAAAUACUAUGAGGAAUAUGAUGGCUUUGUUGUUCUGCAUGGCACUGACACCAUGUCUUACACCGUCUCUGCCUUAUCAUUCAUGUGUGAGAAUCUGGGAAAGCCUGUCAUCCUCACUGGCUCACAGGUGCCCAUCUUUGAGAUGAGAAGUGAUGGGAGGGACAACCUGUUGGGGGCGCUAUUGAUUGCAGGACAGUUUGUCAUCCCUGAGGUUUGCCUCUAUUUUCACCAUAAGCUGUACAGAGGCAAUCGUGUCACCAAGGUGGACUCUGGAAGCUUUAAAGCAUUUGCCUCACCAAAUCUUCCGCCAUUAGCCAAUGCUGAAGUUGACAUCAACAUUAACUGGGACACUGUGUGGCGACCAAGCACAACUGCCAAAUUCACCGUCAACACACAAAUGAACCUCAAUGUGGGUCUCCUGCGACUCUUCCCAGGGAUUACUACCGAUACAGUCAAGGCUUUCUUGAAGGCUCCCAUGGAGGGUGUCAUUUUGGAGACCUACGGCAGUGGUAACGCCCCUGAUAACCGCCAAGACUUGCUGGAUGAGAUCCGUAAAGCGACUGAGAGAGGACUCAUCAUUGUCAACUGCACUCAGUGCCUCAGGGGCACAGUCACAAUAGCAUACGCUACUGGCCAGGCUCUGAGUAAUGCAGGCGUGGUCGCUGGGUUUGAUAUGACUCCAGAAGCUGCUCUUUCAAAGCUCUCCUAUGUGCUGGCAAAACAAGACAUCAGUACAGAAGAGAAGAAGAAGAUGCUGAGUCGCAAUCUGCGUGGUGAGAUGGUAGCUGACCUGGAGGGUGCAAAGCUCUCUCUCAGCGACAGUCGCUUUAUUCAGGUCAUCGCCAGGUCCCUCAGCAUGGGCUGUAAAGAGGAGCUUGAAGCCAUACGAAAUGCGCUAACGCCCACUCUGGCCUGUGCUGCUGCUAAGAAUGGAGAUACUGAGGCUUUAGAGGCCAUAAGGGAAAUGGGCACAGACUUGAGCAUGGCAGAUUACGAUGGCCGAACUCCCCUUCACAUCGCCGCAUGUGAGGGGCAUCUGAAAGUGGUGCAGUAUCUGCUGAGUAAAGGGACCACCUUUUAUGUCAAAGAUCGCUUUGGAGAUAAACCCCUUCACAAUGCCAUUCACUUCAGGCAUAAGGAUGUUGUGGAGCUGCUGAGGAAGAGUGGAGCUCACCUCUCCCAAGAUGAAUUGAAGGAUAAUGAAACAGAGCUGUGCCGUCUUGCUGCAAGUGGUGACUUGGAGGGAUUGAAGAUUUGGAAGUUAGCUGGGGUUAAUAUGGCCGUGUCCGGUUAUGAUGGAAAGACACCUAUUGAAGUGGCAAGAGCCUUUAAACAUAAGGAGGUUGUGGACUUCCUACAGGGUGCUUAGGGCCAAACUCAGAAUGGCAAGUUUAUUGAGCUUACUUGGCCAACAAGAUCCUGAGGCUGUCCUGCUUGCUGUCACUUUCUGCCAUAAUCAUCUGUCCAGCUUCUCAUUUUUAGCAAAAGUAUGGGUGCCCCCUUGGAGGCUGGUUUGGUGGCACGCUGUGCACUCCGCAUAGAGAGCAGCAGUACUAUCAGUAUCACCUUGUUAUUUUUCUGCUGUCCCUUUAAAUGAAAAUUAAAUGGCAUCAUAUCUUUGGAGGAAAAACAACUGUGGUGGAUUUUUAAACAUAAUCAUAAUUAACUAACAACUGACAUUUCUUUUCCCCUAACGUUUAACUCUUGAGAAUAGAAAAGUAUUCACUAAGACUGAGUGUGUUGUGUGUUGUAACAGUGGAAAUGUUUGCCAUGCUGGCUAUAUAGCAUUCAGAUUAAAAAGUCUGUAAUAAUUCCUUGACAUAUUGAGUAAUUAACAAACUAUUAGCCUUGUGAUUUUGAUGGGACUGUGAUUCAAUGAUUCUGAACUCAUUUUGCUCUGCCAGUAACAGAGGAAGUAGGUAGAGGCUUGUUUUGCUCAAAUCUGAACCAAUCAUAUUAGACUGACAACAGUGAGUAAUAAAUCAUGUUAUUUUGACUGUGUUAUGUACCUUAGGUCUUAUAAAAACCUGCUGUAUUCUUUUUGCUGGUGAGAUUUUCUGAGAACUCUUCUGGACAUUAUUAAAGGAUUCAAGGACA